CCCCCAGCGCGUGUUCAUUUGUCGCCCGCGAGCGCAGGCCACGUGCCGCGCCGGUGCAGCCACCGCGGCCCGGCUCCGACGUCGGCGAACGAGCCGGAGCGUUUACUGGACGCCCAGGCCGCCUCUCGUGCGCGGACUCUUAGCCCCCUCGGCCCCGCCGGCCUCACUGCUGGUCUCGGCCCUCGCAGGGCGCAGGCCGAGCGGCAAGGGAGCGGCUAGAGAGCGGCGCCCGCGGGAAGGAGGCCCCCGAUCGGCGCGAGGCUCCUGGGAGCACGGCCGACGCAGACGAGGGACGCGCACCAGCGGGCCUCGUUGCUGUCCUUCUGGGGACUCGUGCCCAUGAGAGCAGAACCUCUGCAAAAGAAGAAGAAGGUGGACCCUAAAAAAGACCAAGCAGCAAAGGAGCGCUUGAAAAAGAGGAUCCGACGACUGGAAAAGGCGAGCCAGGAGCUCGUUCCCAUUGAGGAUUUUAUCACGCCCGUCAAGUUCUUAAAUAAAGCGAGGCAGCGGCCGCCAGUGGAACUCCCCUUUGAAGAGAACGAGCGGAGAGCCCUGCUUCGGAAGAAAUGGGCACUGUACAAGCAGUGUGAGCAUGAGAUGGAGAGGGGUGCCAUUGCGUCCCUGCUUGAGGCCCAGCAGGAAGCUCUGCAGGAGCUGAAGCUCAUGGCCCCAGAACUCCAUGCCGAGGCCACCAAGCGGGACCCCAGUCUGUUUCCCUUUGAGAGACAAGGGCCAGACUACACGCCGCCAAUCGCCAACUACCAGCCCCCGGAAGGCAGGUACCACGAUAUCACCAAGGUGUAUACACAGGUGGAGUUCAAGAGAUAAAGCUGCAGGCAGCUGCCCUCAGGAUGCUGCCCUCGGGAGCCUGCACCCCCAGGCUCAGGCCUGCUGUGAAUAAAUGCAUUUACCCAAGUA
Mesoplodon densirostris (Blainville's beaked whale) is the source of this 918-nucleotide messenger RNA. It is a transcript of the gene MRPL40, whose product is annotated as mitochondrial ribosomal protein L40. Bases 340 to 828 code for a protein of 162 amino acids. The record is from RefSeq and is a predicted model, not a curated record. The transcript has 4 exons. Gene Ontology annotation, cellular component: mitochondrial ribosome; mitochondrial large ribosomal subunit. Lineage: Eukaryota; Metazoa; Chordata; Mammalia; Artiodactyla; Ziphiidae.